AUGUUGACCUUCCUUUCUAUUCUCCUUGCCACCCCGGCCUUCGCCGCGGCGGCCGUUUUCCCCGUCAUCCAAAGUAACUAUGGACCGGUCAAGGGUGCAGCAUCGCCUUUCCGGGACGGCGUAACUGUCUACAAGGGCAUUCCUUAUGCCGCACCUCCCACCGGGUCGAAGCGUUGGACUCCUCCCACCAAGCCCGACUCAUGGACCGAGACACUCAACGCAACUGAGUUCGGUCCUCAGUGUGCCCAGCCAUACUCCGACGCUGGUAUUUUCUCUUCUGGGAAGAAUUCAACCAGUGAGGACUGUUUGACCCUGAACAUCUGGACCCCUACCUACAACACCACCUCCGCUACUGAGAUUAAGAACAAAAACCUCCCUGUCUACGUUUGGAUCUUCGGCGGCCGUUUCGAGGGAGGCUCCGGAGAUGUCAUCACCUAUGAUGGAACCGGUCUUGCGUCCAAAGAUAUCAUUGUUGUUACUUUGAACUACCGCCUCGGUGCCUUUGGCUUCCUUGCUCACCCCGACCUAUCGACUGAGUCUGGACACAAUAGCUCUGGAAAUUACGGUAUUUUGGACCAGCAGUUUGCUCUCCGCUGGGUUCAAGACAACAUUGCCCACUUUGGUGGAAACGCCAGCCAAGUCACCGUUGGCGGCCAAUCUGCAGGAUCUGCUAGUGCAUUGGACAUGAUGUGGAGUCCUCUCAGUCGCGGUUUGAUUCACGGUGUUAUUUCCGAAAGUGGUGCUCGUGGACCUCAUGACCCUGCCACUGGUGGUGUUGCUACUAGCUACAACACCAAAGCCGUUGCUGAGGCCUUUGGUGUCACUUUCCUGAAGACCAUGAACGUCUCGUCGAUUGCCGAGCUUCGCAAGCUCCCUAUGGCUGACCUUAUCGGAGAGGGCCAAUUGAUGGAAGACGACUACUUUGAGGGCACUGCCUUCUCUGACCUCUUGUCCGGACCUCCCCGCUGGCGUCCCGUUAUUGACGGCUACGUGCUCCGUCACGGAUACGGCGAAUCUUUGGAGCUGAACGCCCACGCCGAUGUGCCCAUCAUGACUGGUAACAACAAGAACGAGAAUGAUGGAGGUGCCUCUACCGUUUCCACUUACAAGACUUUGUGGACAAAGGUGUUCGGUAACUACUCCGCCGAGUUCUUCUCUCUCUACCCUGCCAAGACCGACACCCAGGCCAGCGCUAAUAGCGAUGCUGUACUGCUCGAUAUGGCCCGUGUUGGAACUUGGGAAUGGGCCGCCGAAUGGGCUGCCGGAGGUGCAAAGAAGGAUGUCUUCGUGUACUACUUCACCUCGUCUCCUGCAGAGGGCUCGGGUGGCGCAUACCACGGUGCUGAGCUCUGGUACGCUUUCAACAACAUUCCUUACUCCGACUACUCCAAUGUCACUUGGAAUGCCACCGAUUACAAGAUUGAAUCGGUUAUAUCCGAGUACUGGGCCAACUUUAUCCGCACGGGUAACCCCAACGGAGAUGGUUUAGUUCACUUCCCUGCGUCUUCCAGCAACUACUCUGCUAUGCAACUCGGCGACUCCUUUGGUGCGGUUCCAAUCGCCGCGUCGAAGAAACGCAUCGCCUUCCUCCGUCGCUGGAUGUCCACUUUGCACGAGUACUAA
Molecule: messenger RNA, 1623 nt
Organism: Penicillium roqueforti
Lineage: Eukaryota; Fungi; Ascomycota; Eurotiomycetes; Eurotiales; Aspergillaceae
Product: carboxylesterase/lipase family protein
Exons: 1
Coding region: 1-1623 (540 amino acids)
Source: RefSeq, a predicted model, not a curated record